This is a messenger RNA of Argentina anserina (silverweed cinquefoil), 2775 nucleotides long. RefSeq lists its product as uncharacterized. Bases 473 to 2656 code for a protein of 727 amino acids. The transcript is spliced from 4 exons. Gene Ontology annotation, biological process: asymmetric cell division. The record is from RefSeq and is a predicted model, not a curated record. Lineage: Eukaryota; Viridiplantae; Streptophyta; Magnoliopsida; Rosales; Rosaceae.
CAAACGUAAGAACCUGUGGGUUGUAUCGGAGCCCUGAAGAUAACAGAGCAGCGAUAAAUACUGAUUCUUCAAGAUUCACACACUCCCUUUUGCUUCUGGAUUGCCUUCUCCACCCUCACUGAUUAUCUUUCCACAAAAUUGGAGGGUUGUUUAUUUCAGUCUGUUGUGAGUUGGAUGUUGAUGCUUGUUUACUUUUGUGUUGUUCUGUGGAAGUAGUGUUUUUCAGCUUUUGGUGCUGAGAAUUGACAGCUGAAGUUCUGUUUUUUUUUAUGAACUGGGAAUUGGAUUUUGGUUCAAGUUUCAGUUCUUAUUUUGUAUUCAGAAGUUUCUGUGAGCCUACAGAGAGUAUUUGAUUCAUUGUUUCAAAGUUUGGGUUCAUGGAAGUUUGUGGUUAUUGGGUACUGAGAUUGAAAGAAAGAGAAGAGUAUGUUUUGUGGUGUUAAGUGUUUCUUUGUCAGAAGGGAGAGCGGAUAUGGAUUUGUGGGUUGUUGCAGCAGCUACUGGUGCUGGAUAUUUGACCAAGUAUUGGCAGAAACUUUCAAGGGAGAGGGAUAAGGAUGACUUGUUACAUUUUCCUAUUGGGGAUGGAAAUCUUGAGAAAGCUGAGUCCCAAAGCUCUUCCUUCACCAGGCGCGGGGAUAGGAAACCAGUUGUGGGUGAGAGAGCAGCGGAUAUGAAUGUAUGGGGAGGUGUUUCUAAAGGUGAAUUGGCUUCUACUAGUGGGUACGAUGUUGAAAAGCUAGCAAGUCUCGAGAGUUACCACCAUUGCAAUGUACUUUCUCUAUCAAAUAUAUCACCAGUAUACCAAGCAAACAUUUAUGAGAAUGGCAAUGAAAGUAGGCAAAGUACUGAUAUUGAUGACAAUACUGGUGCCAUGUUACCUAAAGCUUCCAAUGGAGAAAAUGGUUCUUCUCUUGUACCUCUGAGGAACAGAAGGUCUGUAAGAACUGAACAUUCACAUGGGCAUAUUGUUAAGCCUCUAAAUUCCUUAGAAAGUUGUCUGAUGGCUCAAUUAUAUAUAGAGCGUGCUGAAUCAAGUGUGCUUACCCUUCCUUCACCGUCCAAUCCAAGUAUGAGACCAUUAAUUGUGAGUGAUGGAAGCCGAAUAAUUAGUAGAGCAAAUGGUGACCAUUUCAGUGCUCAGAUUGGCAUGGAGGAAAAUAAGCUGCAUAAGGAAGAUUGUUUCGACACAAAUGAAAAUGCCUCCAGCAUUCCUCUACUACCAAAACUUGGUUUUCUGGAUCUCCCAAAGAAGAUGAAAAUUGAGACAGGAAAGGGGCAGACUGGAAGAUCCCACAGUUCCGGUCACAUGGCCAGCGGAACACACUUGCAUGUUGAAGGUUCACCAGAUGGAGCAGUUCUACUCUGUCUUGGGGUUUCUAUUGGCGUUAUAUCUUCUUUCCUUGCGAAUAAAAAAGAAGUUGACAAAUUGAAAGAUGUAUUAAAGCAGACCAAGAGCUUGGUUGAAGAUCUACAAGAGGAACUGGAAAUGAAAGACUCAGUGAUGGUGAAGGAGCUUGCUAAUGAGAAUUAUGGGUCACAGGUUACUUGUGCCAAUACGGUUUUCAACAGGGCCCUAAAUCCUAUUUCUCAUGAACAAAAUAUGGACAAGCAUGAUGGUAGAGAUUCAUAUGACCCAAAAGCUGAGGAGAGUUUGGAGUCGAUGAGUAAAAUAGAGGCAGAGCUUGAAGCAGAGCUUGAGAGGUUGGGCCUAAACAUGAAUACUUCUACAUUGGAAGGAAAAUUAACUGAUCUUGAUGAGCUUGACCCAAAGUUGAUGGCAGAUUUUGCUCAAGGCGAAUUGAGAGCUGACAUGGUUGGUGGGCACAAUGUUGCCCUACCGGAGUCUAAUGAGAAUGCAAGCAGCAGGUCUACUGCCCAUCACUAUGGAAACUAUGUAGUUUCUCCUAGAGAGCUUAGUUUGCACCUGCAUGAAGUUAUCCAAUCAAGACUAGAGGAACGAAUCCAGGAGCUUGAGGCAGCACUAGAAAGCAGCCAGAAAGAGGACCUCAUUGUGGAAUUAGAGCUCAAGGAUUGUUCGAAAGAUUCCUCAGACAGUUGUGUACAGUCCACAAUCCAAGAGGGUACUAAUUCUAACGAUCAAAGUGAAUUUAUCAUAGAGCCUCCAGCCAUGAUGUCCGCAUUGUGGAAUCAGAACAGCCAGAAGGUCUGUGUUAUGGAAUCAGAGCAUAAGGAUUGUUCAAGGGAUAACAGUUGUGUGCAGUCCACAAUCCAAGAUUGUACCAAUUUCAAAGAACAAAGGGCGACCACAAUUGAGCCUCUAGUCAUGAAUUUAGCAGGGGAAGCUCUACAUGCGUACAAUGAGGCUUAUGAAGAGUUGAUGAAGCUCAGUGAGUCAGAAGGAGAGGAUUCACCUUGUCAGGUUAUUGAAACAUUCAGUGAUCAAAUGUGCAAACAAACUUUUGAUGUAAAUGGCUCUUUGGGGCAUUUUGCUUUUGAGGAAGAGAAAUGGUUGGAAGAUGAGCACAUUUCCAGGUUUGAUUAUUCUGUCAGUGAGGAGGAUAGCCGUUCUGAUGAUGAGAUGGAGAAACAUCUGAUACAGCAGAUUGUGGAGAAGACCAAGAAAGGUUCUCCUGUAGUCCUGAACGCGCAGAAGUGGUUGUUUUCAAUGAAUGAUUAUGAAACUGAAUUGUAAACAAAUUAAGUUUUGCAAAAGUGUAUAGACUAUACAAAAUAUAGGAGAUUAGGAGGGGUUAGGUAUCCAUGACUUUACAGCUUAACGAAUCUACCAGCGAGUGUUGGUUUAUUGAUGAC